AACUAGGAUAGAAUUACUCCAGUCCUAAGAGACGUAGUUUGAAUGAUUAAUGUGAAGAUAGCAAUCAAAGAGAUUCUUCCAAGUGUUGUCUUAUUUUCAAACGAAACGAAAUAUGGCAUAGGCAUCUCCCCUUUGUUAUUUGAUAUCUCAUCUUGAAAUACAUCACGUCUGUGUAUCCAUGAGCUAUCAAUCAAGACGGACCAAUAUCCCGCAGGUUGACUGUACAAACUCUCAACUGUCAAACUUCAUAAAUGGCAGAAGGCAUCUAUCGAGUACAUGGAACCUAACAACACCCUGUUCAAGUCUCAACCAGAGACAGAAUCAAGCGACGACCUCAGUGCGAAGGAAAUGUAUACUGACUAUACUGCUGUUCUUCGACUGCCAGGGACGUCCUCAUACGAGGUCAAGAUCACUACUCUCUCGGACGCUGGAACCGCUGGAAACCAUGUUGGGUCAACAUCUGCAAUCUUUGAUGCCUCGGACGCUUUUGUGAAUGGAACAAUGCUGGGCAUUUCAGAGAAAAUGGACCAAUUUAAGAACUAUCUUUUUGAAAGCUUUGAGGACGGCUGCGCUCUUAAAGGAAUGGUAAUCGGUGUUAUUGUUGGAACUCUUGCAACACUGAUUAUCAUAACCAUGGUAUAUGUCCUCAGCAGGUAUUAACAGCAAGCACCUUGAAGUGACAGGAAAGAAAACAAACCCCAACCAAUGGCAACGUGUAGUUUAACAAAAUAUUAUGAUUUAUGUUGCAGAUAUUGCUGCAAGUGCGUAAGAUAUUGCUGCAAGAAACGCGGUAACAAUUCUGGUGUAAAACUGAAUAGAAGUGGGCAGACAUCAAGCACUAAAACACCUGAACCUUAUGUCAUUAUUGAUAUACUCGGCUUUGACGUAAGUUUGGCAUUAUUUCCUGCAACAGGGGAAUAAGUCAACGGUUUAAAAGCUAAUUCAAAUAAUUUAUUUUCAACAGCCUGUUCCAGCAGAUACAACUGAAGUAACUCAACGAGCAGAGAGCAAAGAAAGCGUGAUUGUUGAA
Dendronephthya gigantea is the source of this 1030-nucleotide messenger RNA. RefSeq lists its product as uncharacterized. Lineage: Eukaryota; Metazoa; Cnidaria; Anthozoa; Malacalcyonacea; Nephtheidae. The transcript has 2 exons. The coding region runs from base 277 to 660 and encodes 127 amino acids. The record is from RefSeq and is a predicted model, not a curated record.